UCAAACCAGAGAGGGAGCGAGAGAAAGAAAAGAAACAUCAUGGUGGCAUGCAGCCUGGACGGAACGUCUCCUCCUGUCUGACCUGUGAGGGUUGGAGAGGGAGACGGAGCUGCUCAUGGAGUCUGUUCAGGAACGGCUGGUUGAGUUUUCACUGGAGGCUCACGAUCUUUACCUGAACAAAUCUGUGCCACAUUUGGAGGGACCGCCUGAGCCGCUGCAGUUCUACCGAGACUGGAUCGGCCCGAACAAGCCCUGCAUCAUCCGCAACGCCUUCAGCCAUUGGCCAGCUCUGUCCAGAUGGACACCAGAAUACCUCAGGGAGAAGAUCGGGUCAAAGAUGAUCAGCGUGGCAGUGACUCCUAAUGGCUAUGCUGACGCCGUGGCAGGGGAUCGCUUCGUCAUGCCUGAGGAACGACAGAUGAGCUUUUCUUCUGUGCUGGACAUAAUAGAAGGAACGGUGCAGAAAGCCGGAGUGUUCUACAUCCAGAAGCAGUGCUCCAACCUGCUGCAGGAGCUGCCUGAGCUAGUGGACGACCUGGAGCCUCACGUACCCUGGAUGAGCACAGCACUCGGGAAAUCACCAGAUGCAGUCAAUUUUUGGCUCGGAGAAGCAAAUGCUGUCACAUCCAUGCACAAAGAUCCCUACGAGAAUCUAUACUGUGUGAUUUCUGGAGAAAAACACUUCAUCUUGCUUCCACCCACUGACCGACCCUUCAUCCCUUAUGGUCUGUAUCAGUCAGCUGUUUACCAAGAGCAGGACGGCGGUGAGUUUAAGGUCAUCGAUAACGUGGACUCACACAAGGUUCCCUGGAUCCCUCUGGACCCUCUGGACCCGGACAUGGAGCGCUUCCCUCAGUACCAGUUAGCCCGGCCUCUUUGCUGCACGGUGAAGGCUGGAGAGAUGCUGUACCUGCCAUCUCUGUGGUUCCACCACGUCCGGCAGUCCCACGGCUGCAUCGCAGUGAAUUUUUGGUAUGACAUGGAAUACGACAUCAAGUACAACUACUUCCAGCUUCUGGAAUCACUGUCUGAAAUAGCGAAUGGUUCCUCGUGACACGGUGGCUGCUCAGUGAUAUCACAGCAACAGAGGAGACUCAGUCCACAGAAAGCAGUUUGUUUGGGAACUUUGGAAAAUGGAGCUUAUGGAUUGCGAAACGUAGUGCAACAGCACCUCCUGGUGCUGUUUAUGUCAAACUAAAGAUUAAAAAUGUAAUUUAUUCAAUGAACCUUAGGACAUGAAAUGACUGUCAACUCAUUCUGUUUUCUGGUGUGUCCAUAAAGCUAUGUGUGCUGCUGCUGUUUAAGUCUCA
Poecilia latipinna (sailfin molly) is the source of this 1310-nucleotide messenger RNA. It is a transcript of the gene jmjd7, whose product is annotated as jumonji domain containing 7. The transcript is spliced from 9 exons. The record is from RefSeq and is a predicted model, not a curated record. Bases 116 to 1054 code for a protein of 312 amino acids. Lineage: Eukaryota; Metazoa; Chordata; Actinopteri; Cyprinodontiformes; Poeciliidae.